AUGACACGUAAAAGUGAAAACGAACGAGCAUUCUGUGUUGUUCAAUUCAUAGAAUUGCCUUUUGAAGGUAUUGAUGAUUACGUAUGCGUGCCAAACACGUGGCUGAUAGUACGUAAAGCGACGGAUCAGAGGGCCGUCGUUGCGUACCCUAAAAACGAAGAUCCUUUUGAUACAAGAGAUCGCGCGGAGAGGAAAGAGAGAUACAAUGAUGAGUGGAGAUUUUAUAUGGCCUCUGUCAAAUAUGAAUCAAAUUCUUACAGUGAUGCAGAAUUUUGGAUCGCUACGAGAAAUGAUUACGGACCUUUGGUUGAAGAAAAAUCAAAAGCAACAGAUAAGCAACCAAAGCUUCCAGUGAAUAAGAAACCGCGCAGCGCCAAUCAAAACCGUUUGUCCAAAUCCAAUGAUAGUUUUCGGAAACCUCUACUGAAAAUAUCUAUCAAGCGACGAGCACAAUCAGAAUUGAAGGAAGAACUCGAUGGAAAACGGUUGAAACUAGGGGAAGCUGCUCAUUCGUCUAACGCGGUUGUUAAUGACGUCCAAGAAUCCAGAAUUUCUGUAGCCCCGUUAGAAGAAACGUCCAACGAUAAUCAAGGAUCCCUCACUGAUGAUUUCUCAAAUAACAAGCCUUCUUCACAUCAAUUACUAAAUUCACUGAAAAUUUCUGCUAAUCUACGCAGUCAAAAUAAUGGAGCACGACGUUUAGUACCGACUCAAAGAACGGUUGAGAAGAGAAUACAGCCCAUGGAAAUCGAAAGAACUGUUGCCACUCCUUCACAGAACUCAUCGAAUUUGAUGGACCGAACCAUAUCAUCAUCAAUGAGCUCAGUAGAACAACGGCAACUACAGAAACCGAAAAUCCGUAUUGGCAUCUCUAUCAAGCCAAAAAACAACCGGCAAACACUUACCCUUCAAGGAGUCACAAAAAAAACGGUGUCACCUAUUCUUACGAAGGUUCUACAGUCAGUACGACAAGCACUUUCAACUACUCAUAACAACUAUCUUCUAAAUAAUCAGCAAUUUCAAGCAAGUCCAAAUGAAAGUGUACUCGUUAAUGGAAGUCAUCGAGGGGUAAUGGACAAUGCGUGUCAAAGAGACGAGUACAGGGUAGAUGAAACUCUGUCAUCGUAUCAUGCAGUAACUUCAGAUUCCGAUGCCGUUUCGGAUCAGGAAGUAAUCUUAGAUAAUGAGAUGUCAACAGACGAAGUACCUGCUGAAACAAUGAACAAUGUUUACGGCACUGCAAAUGGUCCUGAGCAGGGUUCUGCAGAUAGACCGACAGCUGCCCAAAACUCUACGGCAAGGAGCCACCAGAAGAAUCCGAAAGUUAUUUUAGAGCAACAAAUGUUGGACAACUUUGCGGCCCUCUUCACUCAAAUGGGCUCUACUUUGCGUUAUACGACUGAUAUGUACAACACCUUACGGAGUUCAAUCCUCGAUACUGCCAAGACAUACAAAAAGUUAUUGGGUGCCGUCGGACAAUUUAACACAGCGGGAAACGCAGCUAGCAACACAUCUCCCUCAAUCAACUUGAGACCAGAAAGUCCACGGUCUCCUGAAGAAAGACACACUAAAGUAACAGCAAGUGCUAGUUCUAGUAAUCAAGAUCAACAUAGUAAUGAUGUUGCUAACAAAACGCCGAAAAAAAAACACUACAAGUUGUACCGGUUCGUUCUACCACCGGAAUAUGAUGCUUAUGAUACAAGAUGGACAUUAAAGUAUCGAUCAAAUCUGCCGGGACUCGUAGAACUUAUGCCCCAAAGUGGUGUUUACGUCAGCUGCGGAGACCUCAAAUACUGUCAGCAAGUAUCGAAAGAUUGCAAAUCAUUAGCUCGACGAUUAUUACCACAAGUCUUUAACAGAAAUGCACUGAGUGUUUGUUCAUCAAUGAGUGAGAAAGCGCAGGCUUCUAAUAAUGUUGGCUCUAAUAUAAGGCCUGAUUUAGAUGAUCAUGCGUGUUCGGUACUGUUAAAUUUUGUUUUAGAACAUGGACUCCAACGUGGUUGGAAUACUGAUCUACAACCUAUCCUCAGUACCUUACACAAUAAGAUGCAAGAGAUUCGGUUUAAAUAUGGUGUAAUGGUUGAAUGUUAA
Messenger RNA from Cotesia congregata, 2091 nucleotides. NCBI's taxonomy places the organism in Eukaryota, Metazoa, Arthropoda, Insecta, Hymenoptera, Braconidae. The record is from the annotation of a GenBank genome assembly.